AUGGCGACGGCGGGGUAUUGUGGCGCCGCUGCUCUGCUCCUGGUGCUCAGCGUGCGGCUCUCGGCUGGGCAGAGCUUCUCCCUGCCUCUGCGCCAGCCGCAGGACUGCGGCGGUGCCCGUUACUUCGAUAUCUCCAGCCUGGCGUGCGGCCAGUGCGGGCCCCACCAGGGGCGCAGCGCCUGGGGUAUUUCAUGUGCAUGUCUACCAGGAUUCAAGAUGGUUUCUAAUAAUGGUGGGCCUUCUGUUAUUUGUGAAAAAUGCCCAGAGAAUAUGAGUGGCGUUACUGAAGAUGGGUGGAGUUGUAUUACUUGUCCUAAAGGCUUAACUACAGAAGGAAAAUGUAAAUGCGCCAUUAAUGAAAUUUUAGUGGAAAGAGAUGUUAAUGGCAAGUUGUUGAAUGAAGCAUUGUGUAUACGCUGUGAUGCAAAUGAACCAUCAUUCUCUGCUUCAAAUGUCUUGGGAGAUAGGUGUAUAAGAUGUGAACAAACAUUCAUAAAUAUAAGCGAGUCUUGUGACUGUUCGGACCCAAAUAUUUUGACUGGAGGGUUAUGCUUCAGUAACAGCAGAAACUUCCCCUCAAAGGCAGUUACAACUGUACGUUAUGGACAGCUAGGUAUAACAGUGGUAUCAGCAUGGUUUCUGAAAAACCUACAAGCAUCAGCAGCUGCUUGUUGGCUGUACUCCAAUCUAACAUCGUGCCAAGCACUUGGAAAUAUGUGUGUGAUGAACAUGAACUCAUUAAGCUCUACCACUAGUGAUGCAUGUGGUCUGUUUCAAUAUGUCUAUGCAAAUACAGCAGGGCUAGGCACUGUUCAUUCAGUAUCCUUCUGGAGACAGAAUCUUCCAUGGCUGUACUAUGGUGACCAGCCAGGAUUAGCAUCUCAAGUACUUGAUACAACCCAGUUCCCUACAAGCUUCAGUUUUAAAGGAACAAACAAGAAUAUAAAACUGCAGCUUAUCGCAGCUUCAUAUGAUGCAGAGGGAAACUUUCUUAAAUGGCAAAAUUUGGAAGGAGGUGUCUUGCAGCUUUGUCCUGACACACUGACUAGGCUGAAUGCUGCUUAUAUUUUUGGAACAACUUAUCAACAAAGUUGUACAAUUUCUGUUUCCAAGAUGUUAUCCGAUUUUGCUAAUCCGAUAUUUUAUGAUGUGUAUCUUGAAUAUCAUGAUGAUGAUAGUGGACAGCAAUAUCUGUGGGCCGUGCCAGUUUUAAAUUUAAAUCUUCAAUACAAUGAAAUGUCUGUGAAUCAAGGCAGCAAUAUGAACAAUUGGCUUUUGACUCGUCGGAUGUUUUUGGUGGAUAGUUUAAGUGGACAAGAGAAUGACUUGGGAACACAACCAAGAAUAAUUCGAAUUGCUAGCAAAAUAACCAUCAGUAUUCGUCUUAUUCCAAAUACUCAGAGAGGAACUAUCUAUCCCCCUCUAAUUACCAUUGCCUACAAGGAUGUUCUUGUCCAAAACCCAGAUACCCAGAGUGUGAUGGUUUCCUUCUCAGUUAAUUAUGAAAUGAACCAAUCAGAGGCUCAAAUUCAGACACAUAUUGCAUUGGGUGUGCUUGGUGGACUGGCGGUUUUAUGGUCUCUUCUGAAGACUGCUGGCUGGAAGAGGCGGAUAGGGAGCCCUUUAAUUGACUUGCAGACAGUUUUGAAGUUCUUGCUGUUUUAUGCUGGAGACCUUGCCAAUGUUUUCUUUAUCAUCACAGUGGGAACAGGACUUUACUGGCUUAUUUUCUUCAAAGCACAGCAGUUUGUCUCAGUUCUUUUACCACUUCCAUCUCAAGAAGAGGAUUUCGUUACAUAUGUAGGAUGUGCUUUUGCUCUAAAGGCUCUGCAAUUUUUGCAUAAGCUAUUUUCACAACUUACUGUAGAUGUUUUCUUUAUUGACUGGGAGCGUCCUAAAGGCAAAAUCCUUAAAGCCGUUGAAGGUGAAGGUGGCAUAAAAAGUGCUGCUGCACCUGUGAGCAUAUGGAGGACAUAUUUUAUAGCAAAUGAAUGGAAUGAAAUUCAGACUGUGAGGAAAAUAAAUCCACUCUUUCAAGUGCUUGCAGUUCUUUUCUUUUUGGAGGUUGUUGGAUUUUCAAACCUGGCAUUAAUGGAUUCUUCUUCGAGUCUUAUAAGAAGCAGUGAGAGUUACGUAGCUCCCUGGAGCCGCAUUCUCAGAUUUGGUGUGUCUACUGUCCUCUGGCUAGUCAUUGCCAUGUUACAGAUCAUAUUCUUUGCUGCAUUUUAUGAGAGAUUUGUAGAAGAUAAGAUAAGACAAUUUGUUGAUUUGUGCUCUAUGAGCAAUAUUUCAGUAUUUCUCUUGUCACACAGAAGUUUUGGGUAUUAUAUCCAUGGUCGGUCUGUGCAUGGACACGCAGAUACCAAUAUGGAAGAAAUGAAUAUGAACCUAAAGAGAGAAGCGGAAAAUUUGUGUAGUCAAAGAGGUUUAUUACCCAACACAGAUGGCCAGACAUUUCAGAUUUCCAUUUCAAGCAAGAUGAGACAGCAGUAUGAUAGGAUUCAUGAAACCCUAACAAGAAAACAUGGUCCUGCUAGACUUUUAGAUUCAUCUGCAACUACUUUUGAACAGAGUACUAAGGCAUACCAUACCAUGAACAAAUUUCUUGGCUCCUUUAUUGACCAUGUUCAUAAGGAUAUGGAUUAUAUUGUAAAGGACAAGUUGCUGCUUGAACGAAUUAUUGGCAUGGAGUUCAUGGAACCAAUGGAAAAAAGUAUCUUUUACAAUGAUGAAGGACAUUCUUUCAGCGAUGUUCUCUUUUACGGCAAUGAGGCCACACUUCUCAUCUUCGAUAUACUGUUUUUCUCUGUUGUGGAUUUGGCUUCACAAAGUUUUGUCCUAGCAGCUGUUCUCACAUAUUUGCAACAGGAGAUUUUUAGGUUUAUUCGUAACACUGCUGGGCAGAAGAAUUUGGCAUCCAAAACCUUGGUGGAUGAAAGAUUUCUUAUUUAAUUGACUCAAAAGAUGAAAUACUUUGUACAAGAACUAAUCAUGGAAUGAAACCGUCCUGAGCUACAGAUUAGUCCGCAGUGCUAUGUAAAUAUUAAUGUAAAUCUUUUGACUUUUUUUCUUUUUAUCUUGUGCGCUAGAAAGUUUUGUUUUUGUAUAACUUUCAGAGGUUUUUGUGUUGUGAAUAGUAAACCAUAUGUCUUGAUACGUGACACCAAGACAGUCAGAAAUUAAGCUGAGUACUGUCAUUAUCAGAAGAUAAAAUCAAUUUAUUGCCUUCAGUGAGGGUAUAUGCCAUUUCUUUUUAAGAGAUAAUUUCAGUGCUUCUGCUGCUGACUGGAGUUAUAAUUUUCCUCAUAUAUACAUGUGUUUCCAAAAUAUCUUAAAGAAAUUAUCCCUUAUUUUCGGAAUUUACUAUGAAAUACAAUCAAAUGUAUUUCAGGUUCACCACAAGUGAGGAUCUGCCAUGAAUUCCUAACUAGUAUUUAAACAAAUACUUAGAAGACCAUUGAGACUAAGUAGUUGAAUCUUUCUCACUUAUCUAAAAUAACUUCAACGUGAAAGUUUAAAUUGUUUGAUUGCUGAUGCAGUUUGAUCCACUUUAGCCCACCCUUUGGGUUUGUCUAAUUUAUCGUUGGGGCAGUAUUGCUUUUUUUUUCUGCAUUGAUUGCAUAUAACAUAGCACAUGUGUGUUUGAACAUUUGCUAGUCUCACAACCGUACAGCUGUGUGGCCCAGUGAAUAGGGCAAAGGAUGGAGAUGCAGGAGGCCUUGAUUCCUUGUUCCUGAUCUUCUGUGGAAUUAAUGUGACCUUGAGCAGGGCUCUUAACUGCUCUGGGCUUGUUUUCAUAGACAUGAAAUUGAGGCACUGAAACUUACCUUUUUUGAAUGCACUGAGAUGCUCUGUGGAUGGAAAGAGCUGUGCAAGUGCCUAUUCUUAUAUUACUGUUUUAAUAUAUUCCCUGAUUAUCCCAUUUUCUGACAUCAUUUCCUCAUGAUUUAAAAUAGUGACCAUAUCCCACAUACAUUACUUCAGCCAUUGGAAUGUAAUCAGCUGAAUAGUUGUUUAAAAUGCUACUUACUAAGAGUUCAGGGAGAUUUUCAAAGGCUAAAGGGGCAGGUGAGUGCCUAAUCCCCAAUCGUGCCUUUGAAAAGUCUCCCUGCUCUAGUGUGUUUUAAAAUAACAUUUGUUUUUCAGUAAAUGAUUACUCCACUGCAUGGUGUCACGGUUUCAUAGCCAUGCCACUUAUCUUAAGAUAAUUCAGCAGGGAACAAUCAUCAGCAAAAAACAUAAAGAUCCGAGUUCAGAAAAGCAUCUCUAUUUAAGAAUAGCACUUAAGUCCCAUUUAAGACAAUGGGACUUAAGCAGAUGUUUAAUUUUAAAUGUGCUUAUCUGACCCAGGGCCAACAUAUCUGAUAGAGGUGUUAUAUUUGAGAUUCUUCUUAGCUACAUAAAGAGGAAGAUGUCUAUUAUGGUGCCAUAUCAUGUCUUUAAGCUGUGGUUACCAUAGAUUUCAGUCUCAAAGCCAUUACAGACCCCAGUAUGCUUACUUUUGGUUUGCAAAAACAAAUGCUACUUGCUAAUUCGAAAUAGUUACCAUUAACUGGUAAAAUGUUGUGACUCUCCUGAGGUCAUGGUGAAGUUAAAUGGCAUAAUCUGAGGGCCUGACUUUCAGUGGGGCAUCCAUUUAUUCACAUGCAGCUUAUCACAAGACUAUAUUUCCAUACACAGUUCCUGUGCACUAAAACCUGUUCACACAGAUAACUGAUACUAAUACUGUAUGUGUACACACAGUACUUUGUUCAGGAAAGUUUUGUCGUAAAGCGUUUUCAGUGCAAAAAUUCCAAUAUCUGUGUGAACAAGUAUUAGUUCACAAAACUGUGUGUGCUGGUGUGGACAAAUUGGAUGCCAUAGCUUGGAAAUCAGGUACAGUAAAUAGGGCUCACUGUAGCUUCGUUCAUUGUUAUUGUUAUGGUGGCUUUAAAGCAUGCUUCUCCUCUGAAUAGUGGCUGUAUAAAUGACAUUGUAGUGUUCUGCGGUGGUAUCUCUCUGAUUUCUUUAUCAAAUGUGCUCUAUUGAAAAGUAUAAAGAUUUUUUUUUCUAAUUGCCAACUCUGCAAACUGAGCCUUUUGCCAUCUUAUGCAUCAUAGCCAGUAAUAAAAAUUCUGCGACCCAAAUUUAUGCCCUCAUGAGUCCUGUGCAGCCCCAUUGCCUUGAAUGCCUUUGCACAUGUAUAACUUAGCAGAUCUUAAUAAACAAUUCUGUUGCUGAGGUACAAAAUGGUCUUGUACAAGAUGGUAGCUCACUGAGUCUUGACUAACGCAAGACUAACCACAGGCUAACAGGCAUGAAAAGCUCUAGGAACUAAUUUUUGUCACUUAAAUGAGCAAAUAGACCUUGAAUGCAUGCAAUGCAGAUCUGUCGUAUAAGAAAGUGCUGUUUUUAUACAGUCACUUUUCAGAGUAGAACCACUUUUUAAACAUAUCUUCUCAAAAAUAUUUUGAUUUAUUGCUUACUUGAGUCAAUUCAAUUAUAUUGCCUCUUAAUUUGUAUUUAGUAAGCUUAAUCAAUUAAGAUUUAUUACACUAGUAUAAUCUGGAAAUAAUUCAGUGGGAAGGUACUGCAUAACAGUGUUUGUGUGUAUCACACAGUAGUCACAACUCAGGUGCAUAAUGAAGCAUCUAAAAAGUAUGCUCUCAUAGUGUUAAUUUGCUUACAAUAAAGUUAGUUUUCUAUAUAA
Mauremys mutica (yellowpond turtle) is the source of this 5689-nucleotide messenger RNA. RefSeq names its product transmembrane protein 67 (gene TMEM67). Bases 1 to 2952 code for a protein of 983 amino acids. The transcript has 28 exons. NCBI's taxonomy places the organism in Eukaryota, Metazoa, Chordata, Testudines, Geoemydidae. The record is from RefSeq and is a predicted model, not a curated record. Gene Ontology annotation, biological process: cilium assembly. Gene Ontology annotation, cellular component: ciliary transition zone; MKS complex.